UGGAGGAGUUGGUUCCAGUCCAAUCCAGGCUCAGUACCGCACGUCUCCGCAAUCCCACGUCCCAACAACCUUACGGCAAUUUGUCGUGAAAUGCGUUUCGGUCGUUCAUGAAGACUGCUUGCGAAAGGCUUAAAGAAUCUCGUAAAACUUGUACCAGUCCAGGAUGUUCUUGGAUCCUUUUAUUUAAGCGACAGUUGCACCCCCGUGCCGUGUUUCCUCCCAUUAUUUCGCGCUCACAAUUCGUGCCAAGAGGGGCAGUUGUUGUGAGCUUUGCCACUUCCUUCAGUCGUUCGAGUUGAAAAGAUCCAAGAAGGAAGCGGUACGACUGUACACGACUGUGCCUCUUUCGAAGGUGGAAUGCGGGGUUGCGAUAAUGGCAACUGUGGAUGCCGUUGAGUGCGCAAAAGGACUUGUUGGAUGACUGCCGACCAAUGUGUUUGAUUCUCUUUAUCCAUCAGCCUGCCACAUCGAAUUCCAAGUAUUCGUUGGUGGUGGCAGCCAAUCGCGACGAAGUCUAUUCUCGCCCAACGGAGCGGGUUCACUACUGGCCAACAAGUCAAACCUGUCGAAGCACGAACGAUGAUGAGAUUUUGGCCGGCAAGGACUUGGAGGCUGGAGGAAUGUGGAUGGGUAUCACCAGCAAGCAAGGACGUUUCGCGGCCGUCACCAAUUUUCGAGAGCCGCGACGAGACGAACAAGACGCACAAGCACGUCCGUCCCAUGCCACCCGCAAGUCUCGAGGAGAUUUGGUGUCUGACUUUUUGACGUCCAACGUCUCACCCUUGAAGUAUUUGGAAGCCAUUGAGGCGGAUCAGACUUGCUUUUACAGUGGAUUCAAUCUGCUGGUGGGAGAUGCCAGUGAUGGUCUCUACUGUUAUUCCAAUCGCAGCAAUGAUGGCAAUGGAAAUUCCCUCAUUCAAGGCAACAUUCAAAAAUUGGAAUCUGGACGAGUUUAUGCGCUCUGCAAUCGAUUCCUCGAUUAUCCUUGGCCCAAAGUGAUACGAGCCAAGCAGCGUUUUUCCGCCGUGUUGGAAAAUGCCAUCUCGGAUGACAACAGUUCGUCAAAAAUAUUAUCAACAUCCGAGUCAGACCAAGAAAUGGAACUCCGAACCAAAUUGUUUGAGGUCUUGAAAGAUUCCACCAAAGCACCCGACAAAGAUGUCCCCCACAAAGAUACCGGCUGCCCCGAAGCAUUUGAAAAAAUGGUCUCGUCACCUUUCAUGGAAUCAGAUUGGUACGGCACAAGGGCGUGCUCUGUUCUGCUUGUGGGAAACAACAAAAACAAUAACAACAAUCACCAUUCAAGUUCGUUUGUGGAGCGUUCCUUUGGACCCCAUGGAGAGUUUCAGGGAGAAGUCCAUGAAACAUGGGGGUAGUGGUGGUGGGUGGUGGGGCGUCUCCACUUGCAUACUACCGGUAAUUCAAAUAUGUGGAGUUGAUAUCCGAAAGGUCCCGUGCUGAAUGGUCUUUGCAGCAGUUUUGCUUUGGUUUGGGUUUGUUUGCCGUUCCGUUUGUUGGGAGCAAAAAUUGUUUUGCAGGCGUAUGGUUGCAGCUGUUCAACGACAGCCGCAUUCAUGAGUACAUGUAUCUUUGAAAACAUCCAAGGGGCCACUUCCAGCAGCAAGUCUGUGAGUCCAGGUAUCUCAGGGGCAGCCAUGAUCAUGGGCAUAUUUUAGGAUUUCCAAGUGGCCACUUUCACCAUGUUGCUGCACUUGGGUUCGUCCCACAGACAGCCUUUUUCAUGGGCAUGUUUGACAAUAUCUGGAUGUCCAUAUGUUGUCGCACUGAAUGUUGUGUCCUGGUCCCAAGGACACCCAUUGUCGUUGGCAUAUUUUGGAGUGUGAGUUUGUACCAUGGACAACCAUUUUCAUGAGCAUAUUUUUCGGCAUAGCGGCUGCUAGUUGACCACUGGGACGCUGCCAGAUACUAGUAUAGGUUUGGACCAGCGCAAUGUGCUGCUAGUAGUGCAUGGUGCUGAUCACCCAGUAAUUAUCUUCUACGCUUCUUUAUGUGCAUGCUGGUCCUUCAGGAGCUGCAAACUUCCGCUUUUUCCCUCCUCUCAAGGAUGAAGCUUGACCAUGUGAAUGUUUUGAAGUAGAGCAGCACCACAGAGAGGGUUUCUCACGCAGAAGACCAUACAGCACUCCUGUCUUAUCCUUUUCCGGUUGUAAGGUAGUUUUUGGGUGCCCUGGGUUGACAGCAAAAGCAAGCUGCCUAGAUGAAACAGACAUCACUUUCAAA
Seminavis robusta is the source of this 2241-nucleotide messenger RNA. NCBI's taxonomy places the organism in Eukaryota, Bacillariophyta, Bacillariophyceae, Naviculales, Naviculaceae. The record is from the annotation of a GenBank genome assembly.